Messenger RNA from Ictalurus punctatus (channel catfish), 6205 nucleotides. RefSeq names its product podocalyxin-like 2 (gene podxl2). Bases 555 to 2156 code for a protein of 533 amino acids. Lineage: Eukaryota; Metazoa; Chordata; Actinopteri; Siluriformes; Ictaluridae. The transcript is spliced from 8 exons. The record is from RefSeq and is a predicted model, not a curated record.
UUAUCUUUCCCUUGAGCGAUCUAUUAAUAAAGGACCUUAACACGGUGGAAGAAGAAGAAGAAAAAAAACGUUGUAAUUGCAAAAGUGUCGGUUCACCUCGCGAGUCGAUUCUUUUAACUCGAGUAGUUCAAAGAUUUACCCAGCACCAGUCAUGCUCACCUCUCAGAACAUUAGAGCGUCGCAGGAGGGGCGAAGCAUCCAGAAUAUACUCUAAACCCAGCCAUACCAUUCGCAAGUCAUCCUGAAUUUCCAUAAAUCUGAAGAUGCGAGUCUUUUUGUGCCGAGUGUGAAAUCUUUGCGUGGUCAUGCUUUGGCACAUCCAGCUCACUGAGACAGCGAUCGGCUCUGAGGUGCUGCAGAUACUCCGUUAAUCUCCAUCCUGCUCCUUCAGAUGCACAGCAUGUCCCUCACUGCUGUGCUUUCAGUGCGUUAGGAUAGCACCAAAACACAGCUUAGUAUCAAAAGGAUUUCCAUCUCUCUCUCUCUCUCUCUCUCUCUCUCUCUCUCUCUCUCUCUCUCUCUCUGAUUGUGCAUCUAGUGUUGAAUCUGCAACCAUGCCUCGUCCUCCUCUUCCUCACCUCAUCAUAGGCUCCUCUCUCAUGCUCAUCACAUUUUCUAAAGUUCUUAAUGGCAGUCCAACACCUCUGUCCAGCGCCUCUGCUUCAUCUCAACCCAUUCUGGAUGUUUCUGUUGGUCUUGAACAUGAUGUCCUUCGGGAUGCAGAAAAUCCUGCCAUGCCUGGUUUGGUAGAAAGUUCCCAAGAGAGUUCUGGGUUCUUCAGUGAGGACAGUGAGGAGAAUAAGGGUCCUUUGGCAUUGCGAAAGUUGGAUGUUCAGGCAGAGUUCAACUCCAGUCUGGAUGCUGAUUCUUUGAUAGGUUAUAAUCCAUCCUCCACUCGUCCUUCAUCUCUCACUCUUCGCAAGGAGCCCAAGAAGCUUAAUUCCUCUUCAUCUUUCUUCCUCCCUGCGGUUAAAGCUUCGGACCCAGAACAGUGGCAGAGGGAAUUUGAGGCCAGUGGUUUUCCACUUCAUUCUUCCUCCCAACUGUCUACUACAGCUGCCGCCCCACUCAUACACUCCUCCGUCACAGACACACACUCCAUCACUGAGCCCAUGGCUGGGUUCUUUGGACCAAACAACCCCCUGCCUGAGGCCACAACUGGUGCUGACAGCAUUGAGGAGGACUUUGGGGAUGUAAGAGAGAACAUCCUCACCCAGGCACCUACCAUUCCAGAAAUAGGGGUAUUCCCUAGCCAAAUGCCCUUACAGCCUGACGAUUCCCAACAGGACGACUCAGAGGAACAGGACGAAAAUAAGGAAACUGCUUGGAAGCCACCUUCUUCAGCAGAUUCGGACAUGCCUACUGUGGCCUUCACUAACACUGAGACAGCCUGGAAUGAAGGAGAGGAGGCAUCAGAAGAGUCUGAGCUUCGGCAAGGAGGCACUGAUUAUCUGCAUGGUUUCCAAGAAGCAUCGCAGGUAAUUUGUGUUGACUGGAGCGAUCUGGCAGGAAAAGGCUAUGUCAUCCUCAACAUGUCAGAGGAUUUUGAUUGUAAUACAUUCCGUGUGGAGCGUGGUGACAGGCUGCUGGAGAUGCUGGAGAACACAUUCUCCAGGAAGAUGAACAGUCCACAGGGCCCGUGGCUCAUCUCGCUUAGCAAACCCACCAAACGGGAACACCAGCUUCUCAUGACACUUGCCAAUGAGCAGGGUGUCAUUGCUACUAAAGAUGUCCUGUCAAUACUGGGAGAAGUAAGGAGAGGAUUAAACAAGAUCGGCAUUCAGAACUUCUCCAGUGUGAGCGCGUGUCACUCCAGGCCCAGCCAGACACGCAGCGAUUACGGCAAACUGUUUGUCGUGCUGGUGAUCAUCGGCUCAGUGUGCGUGAUCAUCAUUGCAUCUGGGCUCAUCUACAUCUGCUGGCAGCGCCGUCUUCCCAAAAUGAAGAGCAUGUCACAUGGCGAGGAGCUGCAUUUUGUGGAGAACGGCUGCCAUGACAACCCCACGCUGGACGUGACGAGCGAUGGUCAACCGGAGCCACAGGAGAAGAAGCACAGCACCAAUGGUGUGCCAGCAGGCACCGGAGCUUGGCAGGGCAUGCCAAACAAGUCGGGCAAAGAGGAGGAAGACAAUCAGGAGGAGGAUACCCACCUCUAAUAAGGAGGAGAACAAAGGGAAAAAAGCUCAUUUUGUUAGGAAAGUAAGGUAUUCCAUCAGGGCAAAGAAUACCACAGCUUUUUUUUUUCCAACUACCUGCUGAAUAUUUAAAGUGAUUGUCUUUGGCUUGUACGGUCUUUUAUUUAUCUGCACCAGCGGCAGCACGUUCAUGUUCAAUCCAAGUGGCGUGGGUUGAUUCUUCAAUAGUGCAAGCGCAGAGAGGCCUCAGUAAAAUUUUAGCCGUGCUAAUUGAGGUGUAUUUCGUUACCGGCGCAAUGCUACUAAUCAGCCUUAGCUGUGAAGAAACAUGUAUUGAAAACCUGCCAAAUUUCGUCUUCAGUAAGUCUUGCAGUGUCAGAACUCAACACGAUAGCAGUAUUUCGUAGGAUCUUAAUGCGUAAUAAUGUAUUUCAACUGGCUAUUACAGUACACGCAUAUCCUAUUAUUUUCUUUUGUAUGGAUGCAUCUAGUGCACUUUUUGAAGCAGUACAUUAGCGACGUGUGUCUUAACAUGGUGAAGUUGCAGCCAACUGGCCUUGCUCUUUAAUCGCUUGUCGGAAUGGCCUCUCUACAAACGAGAUGUUUUUUGUUUUCAGUGUCAUAGUCGAGGUUCUCGUCAAUGCAAUGCGACCCCUCCUCAGAGAGGUCUUACACAUAUUUACUGUAAAAAUUGCACUGCACAGGGCUUACGUUUGAAACAAGCAAGUAAACCUUAUUCUGAUGUCCUAAUGCCAAAAUGAAGAUUAAUGAAGGAACCUGUUUAAUACAGAGGAGUGGAUGCCUAUGAUUUGUGUCUAAUUUCAAUCCACUACAUCUCUAAUGUGUGUUUAAUUGCCCCAGAUGAGAAUUUUGGCAUUUUUCUUACUGUGAAAAGAAAAGGAAAUUGUAUGAUUUAUAGUAGCUAGUCCACCUACAGGCCUGUUUUUAGGUGGGAGGAAACUGGAGGACGCAGAGGAAAUCCACAUGUACAUUACGGAGAAUACUGCACCGACCGUUUUACAGUAGAUGGGAUUCAACAACUGCCUUUGAGUACAGUACAAGGGGAAAAGUGUUGAAUUUCUUUUCUGUGGUAAUUACUACAGAUACAGUAAAUAGAUAUUAGGUUGAAAAACUCUGGAGUCUACCGUUAAUGAAUGACGGAGUUUAAACAAAGGCGAUUUGUAUAUGUACACACUUCAUUUAGCAUUCUAAGUGAAAAUAAGUCAGUUCGGUCACUUCAGCCUAUCUGAUAUUAAACUGGUAAAUUAGUCACACUUUAUUUCACAUAGCUCUUAUUACUACAUAACAAACAGUGUAACAUAAAGAUUGGUUACAAUGUCCUGAUUAUGGAAAUAUUCAUUACAACAUGUAGCUACGUAUCUUUACCACAGUGUGUUGUAAAGCCAUACUUACAGCUAAAUAAAAUGAUUAAUAAAGGCUUGUCUCACUAUUGGAACGUACCUUUUUCCAAAUUAACCAAGACAGGUGUUCCAUCGGGAAUCAUCUACAGGAGUAAUCUCACCCAAAAUGUUUUCCAUAGAACCUACACCCAAAUCAUCUUGAAAUCUUCAACGUCUACUAAAUAAACUAAUUUUAAUAGCAGGGAUAGUCAAGAGUGAAAAAUGUAUUUUCAAAGCAGAAAUAUAUAGUCAGCUGCAUGAACAAUUUGGCCUUUGGAUAUUUGGAAGCAGGGUCAAGGUGGGGGAAUGAUAACAUCAGGUGACAAGUUCCAUUGAUCCAAGAUGGGUGCCUUCAUAAUGGUAUAGUGUUUAGCUACAUGGUGAAGUUUUAUUAAUUUUUUUAUUUAUUUAUUUUUUUUAAAUAAAUAGAUUACAGUAAGCAGUGAUGGCUGGUCACGAUAUUAGAUGACAGGUUAAAAUCUAAUAUCUAUCAGUAUGAACAGACAAUGAAACUAUUAGGGAUGAGCAGUGCAUUCUAUAGCAAGGUCUCUUUGAGGGCAUAAUAAGAAUGAUGUGGGGCAAACUAUUAUACACAUACGCUUUAAUACAGCUUUAAUACAGAAUGCAGUCAGCUGCAUUCUUUUCAAGCGCAUAAAGACUGGGUUCAUGUAGUGUUUCAGCAAAAGAAAAGUUCAUUUAAACCAAAAAAAAACACUAAACACGCAGUUCUGUCGUCCGUUCUUUUGUGUAAUUUGGACAUUGUGUGCUUUGUGUAUCUAUUUUCAGUUUCUGCUUCAAGACAUUUUGGGGAGAAAUGAAAGCAUGAUCGAUAAAAUCCACCUUGUUCAUGUUCAUUACACUCAUUUUGCAUACCCCUUGGCUGCAUACGCUGAUGACGUUACAGAUUUCUCAGUGAAGUGAGCUACAAAAUAUCAACGCAAAUGGAGAUCAUGACCCAGAUAGCAGACCAACACUGAAUCAACACUGAAUGAAGUGUUAAUGCAUCAAGCAAACUAUCAUUGAAUCAGUGUUGAAAUUUAACAUUGAUUUUUCAUCAAGUUUGCAGCCUGAAAUAAUGUUAUUUGAAUGAUGAAAAAUAGAUCAAGAUGGACAAAAAAAUCUAUAUUAGUUCAACUAGAGGGAAGGGUCACGAGGUCACAAAAUGAACAGGAUUCAUCCUCUGAGGAUGCGUUUGCAUUGUGAUGAAUAAGGGGAUGGAUGGAUUGACAUGGCCGCACAGUGGUUUAGUGGUUAGCACGAUCGCCGCACACCGACAGGGUCGGGGGUCGAUUCCCACGGCUGCCCUGUGUGUGCGAUGUUUGCAAGUUCUCUGUUGGGGUUUCCUCUGGGUACUCCGGUUUGCUCCCCCAGUCCAGAGACAUGCAUGGUAGGCUGAUUGGCAUGUCCAAAGUCUCCAUAGUGUAUGAACGGGUGUUUGAAUGUGUAUGUGAUUGUGCCCUGCAACGGAUUUGCACCCCGUCCACGGUGUACCCCGCCUUAUGCCUGAUGCUCCCUGUGAUAGGAUCCAGGUUCCCCGUGACCCUGAAGGAUAAGUGGUAUAGAAGAUGGAUGGAUGAAUGGAUUGACAUUAAAUCUAAGCCCCACCAGUGGGGAAAUGAAGCUGAGCAAAAAUCAACAUUGAUUCACGGUUUGUCUUUUCAACACUGAAAAGCAGUGAAUUAUCAACAGUGAUUCAAUAUUAUUUAGCAUUGACUAGUCAACGUCAACCGAAAUGAUGAUUCUGAUGGAAUUUCAACAUUGAAUCAAUGUCACCUUGCUAUCUGGGAUAUCUACAGUCUGGGCUAGACUGUAAUCAGCACCAGCCUUGCUUAUUCAUACCAUUCUGUCAUACCAUUCAAGUUCAAAAUAAUCUGCUUUGAAACAUUUGUGUACAGCAAAUAAUCUGAUACGAAAAAUUCAUCCCAAAAUUAAACCUUGUAAGAGAGCACCUUUAUACCAGACCCCCCUGACAGUAAGUCAUACUGUGUUCCAAACCACACCAAGACGUCUGCGUGAUCCUACUGAAGAACUGGGCUAGAUGAUUCGUGGCAGAUACAUUCAGACAAGAUUUUGGGUGACAGACUCCUAAUACCUAUUGGGCUACAUGAGAAAUUACUACAUAUUGUACAGAAUCUUAAAAUACUUAUAAAUCUGUGAGUAAUACUGAAACAUUUAUGGCACUGACUAAAUGUGUUUUGUGAAAUCAUUUUAUUUAGUUGGAACUAUGACUACGCAAGUUGUGAAACGUCAUGUUUUAAUGAAUGUUUCCAUAUUACGUUAACUGUAACUUUAUUCACUAGUUACUACAGUUGUGAUGUUACACUAUAACAGUUGUUACUGUUUUAUUUGUACUAAACCACCUACUCUAUAUAACAAUUGACAGUGUGUAAUGUACUGAUUUAAUGUGCAUGAUGCCAUUAUAGUAAUAUAUCUGAGGCACAUAUCAGAAGUUGGCAGUAUUAAACCGAUCCAAACCGUUAUCGCAAAGCUAGAUGUCUUGGAUAAUUCAUUAUAUCUGUUUUCUGUAUGCUAUUACCUGCAUUGUUUAAAAAAAAAAAAGAAAAAAAAAAGCGCUGACUGAUCACAUCAACAUGAUCAAAUAGAACAGGCAGAUCUUGAUAAUCAUAGAGUAAGCAUAGUUUUUUUUUGUACUCUACAGUAACUGUACAG